Miniopterus natalensis is the source of this 1626-nucleotide messenger RNA. It is a transcript of the gene ARHGEF4, whose product is annotated as Rho guanine nucleotide exchange factor 4. The record is from RefSeq and is a predicted model, not a curated record. Gene Ontology annotation, molecular function: guanyl-nucleotide exchange factor activity; protein binding. Lineage: Eukaryota; Metazoa; Chordata; Mammalia; Chiroptera; Miniopteridae.
AUGGGUCUCUCUCCUUCCAACAUCCCUGAUGGAGCUCUGGACAUGACCAUCCCUGCUGACAAUACAGGGAGUGAAGAGGAACUUUAUGAGGAUGUGCACAGCUUCAGCCACCACUCCAGCCACCCUGGAUGGGGCAGUGAGCAGCUGGCCACCAAUGAGCUCAUCAGUGAUGGCAGUGUGGUCUGUGCGGAAGCACUCUGGGAUGUCACCAUGGAUAACCAGGAACUGGGCUUCAAAGCUGGGGAUGUCAUCGAAGUAAUGGAUGCCACCAACAGAGACUGGUGGUGGGGCUGUGUCACUGAUGGCGAGAGCUGGUUUCCAGCUAGCUUUGUGCGGCUGCAGGUGAACCAAGAGGAGCCCUUGGACAAUGAAGCGCUGAGGACGGGGGAUAGCAGAGCCAAGGCGCAGAGCAGCAGAGGAACCAACAUCAUCAAUGAGAUCUUCAGCACAGAGCAAGACUAUAACAAGCACCUGCAGGAUAUCCGCGAGGACUACAUCAGGCAGUGUUGCAAGCGCUCCGACAUGUUCAGCAAGGAGCAGCUGCGCACCAUCUUCGGGAACAUCAAGGACACACUACCAGUGCGUAAGGCCUUCCUGAAGGCCCUGGAGCAUACGUUCAACAGGGAGCACUCCCACCCGAGCGAGCUGGGCGCCUGCUUCCUGGAGCAGCAAGCAAACUUCCAAAUCUACUCAGAGUAUUGCAACAACCACCCCAAUGCCUGCAUGGAGCUCUCCCGGCUCACCAAGCUCAGUCAGUACAUGUACUUCUUUGAGGCCUGCUGCCUGCUGCAAAAGGUCAACAUCUCCCUAGACGAUUUCCUGCUGACCCCACUGCAGAUCUGCAAGUACCUGUUGCAGCUGGUUGAGCUGCUCGAGUACACUCUCCCCCAGCACAGGGAUUUCAAGGAUGUGGAAACUGCCUUACAUGUCAUGAAGAAUGUCAUCCAGCUCAUCAACAAAUGGAAAUGGAGACUUGAAAACAUCAAUAAGAUUGCUCAGUUGCAGAGCUCAAUAGAGGACUGGGAGGAGGAAGAUCUCCUGAUCAGGAGCUCUGCACUCAUCUACUUGGAGGAGCUGAUUCAAGUUAAACAGCCACAAGCCAAGAGCCAGCAGAGGAUAUUUUUUCUUGACCACUAAUUCAUCUACUGUAAGAAGGACCUUCUACACCAGGAUGUGCCAUACUAUAAGGGCCGAGGGGAGAUGGAUAGCUUGGAGGUGGUGGAUCUAGAGGACUGGAAGGACAGAGACCUCCACAUGAGCAUCAAGAAUGCCUUCUGGCUGCACUGUGGAACCAUGGGAGAGAGCUACCUUCUGUGUGCCAGGAAGCCUGAGCAGAGCCAGCGUUGGCUCAGCGCCUUCACCAGGGAGAGAGGGCAGGUGAGGUUGGCCCCUCACACGGGCUUCUCCAUCACCGAGCUACAGAGGAAGCAGGCCAUGCUGAAUGCCAGCAAGGUAGCUGGGAAGCCCAAAGCCCUUGGCCAGCCCUACUACCUGAUGCGCCAGAAGCACCUGGCACUGCCAACCAGCCUGCCCCAGCAACAGAUCUUGGUGCUGGCAGAGCCCAAGUGGAAGCCCUCCACCUUCUGGCACAGCAUUGGCCUCCUUCCGCAAGCCUCCAGCUGGUGA